Triplophysa rosa is the source of this 581-nucleotide messenger RNA. Its product is annotated as proline-rich membrane anchor 1-like. The record is from RefSeq and is a predicted model, not a curated record. The transcript is spliced from 6 exons. Lineage: Eukaryota; Metazoa; Chordata; Actinopteri; Cypriniformes; Nemacheilidae. The coding region runs from base 108 to 581 and encodes 157 amino acids.
AAAAACCUCCCGUGUGUGUCGGUAUAGACACGAGACACACGUGCGUGUGGUGUAGUGCUGGAGUCGAGACGAUCGCGUCACGUCACGCUGUUUGAUGGAGUUCCUAUAUGACGGAUUGGGUUAAAGUUCUGCUGGAUGAGAUGAUACUGGACUCGGCACUUCUCUCUGUUCUCUCAUCUCUCUUUCUUCUCUUGAGUCAGGCAGAGGUGCAGUGGUCUUGCUCACAGCAUGAGAGAUGUCAGAUGUUGUGCUCUUGCAAGUGUCACCCACCUCCACCACCUCCUCCUCCACCACCACCACGCAUGUUACUCACUGUGGAUCCAGGGAUUUCUGUUCCUCUGUUGAGGUCUUGGUGGAUGGACGUUAUUGUGCUUGGGACUGUAGGAAGUGCUUUGGCUUUCUUUCUUUUGUUCUCUAUCAUAAUCUGCUACAAAGCCAUUAAAAGUUCCACCGCGGACCCCCUAUGGGCCGUGGACCCCGAGUUGAAGACCCCUGUUAUAAACCGUUCCAGCAGUGACAUGUAUCUGAAGUUAGUGAGACUACUGAUCAAGACCUUCACGCAUUUCAGCAUGCCUAGCUGA